AUGACAUUUUUGAAACUCAUUAACGUCGCUGUUAUUUUGAAUUGGGUCCUUAUGGUAUACUUCACCGGCUGGCCUACUCCUGCAUUUGUAAUAUAUCUGCGACACUACAUGAUGAUCAAUUUCGGUUUCAAGCUCGGCAAUCAAGCAUUUGUCGGUUAUUCAAUCAAAUUGUUACCCGCAGGCGACUUUGCUUUUUUGGUGGAGUCGCUGGUUUUGCUAUUAGUGCUGGCCGGAACUGCAUUUUGUUGUGCUCUACGAGUUCACUUGUAUUUAAAGAGUAAUUCUGUCAGCGAUCAAACGAAGAGAAUACAGAAGACUUUCUUCAUAGUCUUACUAGUACAGACAGCUUGUCCUGUUCUACUUCUACAUGUGCCACUGCUGGCAAUGUUUUUAGUAUUAUUUAUUGGAUGGGAUGCUCCUCCAGCGAUGAGCGUCUGUUGCGAAAUUCUUAUGUCUGGAUAUCCGUUUUUCUCUGCCACCAUUGUUAUAAUCUACAUGAAAGACUAUCGUCGUUUACUUUUCCGCCUGAUUGGCUUGGACAAGCCACGAUUGUCAUCAACAACAACUGUCUUUGUAACUACCGCAGAUGGAAAGUCUCGCUCUACAAUC
Molecule: messenger RNA, 609 nt
Organism: Ostertagia ostertagi
Lineage: Eukaryota; Metazoa; Nematoda; Chromadorea; Rhabditida; Trichostrongylidae
Source: the annotation of a GenBank genome assembly